UGUGCUCUCCAAUAUUUUCCUAAGCUGUGGAAUCCUGGAGCUUAUUGAAUAGUGUAUGUAUUAUUAUGGGGUGUUGUUUUGUUGAGCAAAGUUUUUGACCGAGAGAACAUGAGAACGGAGAGGCUACAGCAAGAGCUUAUUAGUUCAAUGUCAGCUGGGCACAAUGCGGAUGGUGAUAGUGGCGGCAGCCGUGAUGGUGGCGGCCUCCGUGAUAUCAGCAGACUCACACACGUCUCAGUCUACAGUUGUAAAAGUCAACUACAACAAUAUAUUCCUUCUCCUCGCCCUUAAGGCGGUGGCUGUGGUGGUGGUCCUGGCUCUGAGCGGAGGAGUGGGAUACGGACGAGCCUUGGAUGGCGGCAAUGGGUUCCCAUGGGUGAGCAGAGAUGAUCUAAUGUUCCUCACAGCCUUCAUCCUGAGUAACGAAGAGCAAGGCCAUCAGUGCAUCAGUCGCGUGGCCUGUCUGCACCCAGCCCUGGCGAGGCAGCUGGCAACUGCUGCAGUGAUCCUCAGCCCAUGGGAAAAUGACUGGCUGGGGCAAGUUCAUACAGCCAGAAAUCAACUGGAACAAGGUAUCCUUACCCACUCCCUUGACUCAGCUGCAUGUCGCCAGCAGCACAUCUGCCCCCAGCUGCCAUACCUCUAGCACUUCUGGAUAGUCUCAUUGUCAUAUAGCCCAUCACACUUUAUUUAUAUAUAAUGCCAACAAAUACAUCACAGGGAAAAUGAAACUGUAAAUAUAUAGUUUAUGUGUAAUAUUUACACCUGCCAGUGGACACAGUAAGAAUAUAUUUUACAUUAACUAAUCACAAGUAUGUAAGAAUGAGUCAAUUUGUCCUUCAAUAGUACAUAAAUUAUGACUAUCUAUGCAUAUUAAAGAAACUCCACAAUGUUGUUCAGAAGUGACCGUUGUCAGCUGUUGGCUGGGGAAGACGAUCAGGAGACAUCUCCACUUCCAAAUCAAAGUAACUCAACUUGUUGUAGGAGUAAUACUCAGUGUUGGGGUAUGAUCCAGUUUUGUCUGCCCCUGGACCCACAGCUGCAAAUAAAGGACAAUAAAUUA
Molecule: messenger RNA, 1063 nt
Organism: Portunus trituberculatus (swimming crab)
Lineage: Eukaryota; Metazoa; Arthropoda; Malacostraca; Decapoda; Portunidae
Exons: 4
Coding region: 164-646 (160 amino acids)
Source: RefSeq, a predicted model, not a curated record